Messenger RNA from Colletotrichum graminicola M1.001, 996 nucleotides. RefSeq lists its product as uncharacterized. The transcript has a single exon. The record is from RefSeq and is a predicted model, not a curated record. Bases 1 to 996 code for a protein of 331 amino acids. NCBI's taxonomy places the organism in Eukaryota, Fungi, Ascomycota, Sordariomycetes, Glomerellales, Glomerellaceae.
AUGCGUCUCAUUUCCGCUCUGGCCUUCGCGGCCGCGGCCGUCGCCCAGAUGAUUCCGAGCUCCCUCGAGAUGAGCGUCGACUCCGAUGCCGUUGAUGCGCUUGCCGGCCCUGUCUUUGCGGCUGACGAGGCACCCUCUCCCAUAUACGAGACCAUCUCCGGUACACCCUACACGCCCACCGGCUUCGUUCCCGCCUCUCCCACUGAGCCCGCCGCGUCUGGCCCCGUCGAGGCUCCCGCGACGGCCAUCUCCGCGUCCGUGUCGGUCCCCGCCGGCGCUCCUUUGCCCAUCUUCGAGACUUUAUCCCGGGACCCCGUCGCCUCCUCGGCCGCCCCCUCCGCCACCCUUCCCGUCGAGUCUCUGGCGCCUUCGGCGCCUCCCAGCAGCAGCACACCUGUAUCGGCUCCCGCCGGUGGCGGCGCCGUCGACCCUACCUUUGCGCCUGGCGAGACCCCCUCUCCCAUAUUCGUGACUCUCUCCGGUGCCGGCUACACGCCUACCGGCGGCGUCCCGGCUGUUUCUUCCGCGAUCCCCACCGAACCCGCCCAGAAGAUCCCCGCGAGCUCCGGCCCCGCAACCGUGCCAGCUCCCUCCGGCGCUCCCUCGCCCAUCUUCGAGACUCUGCCCCAAGGCCCCGUCGCCUCCUCAACUGGCGCUCCCGCCUCGGAACCCGCGCCCACCGCUCCCGCAGAUUCUGCCCCUACGUCCGUGUCGGCCCCCGCCGGCGCCCCCACCCCUAUCUAUGAGACCUUGUCCGAGGGCCCCGUUCGCUCCUCGGCCUCCCGCUCCGCCGGCGUGCCCGUCGAGUCUUUGGCGCCUUCCGGCAGCGCCCCCCUCUCGGCUCCCGCCGGUGCUCCCACGCCCAUAUUCUCGACCCUGCCCCAGGGCGCCGAGCUCGGCAGCGCGCCCAGCCCUACCAAGUGCCCCUUCUUCAGCGGCCAGGUGUGCGUCACAAAAACGGCCACCGAGACCGUCUACGUCACAGUAGAGGUGUGA